AUGAUCUUUCCGAGCGCUUCGUACAGUGCCCUGCACACGCCAGAUCCAGAGCAGCGUAGCGGGGCCGUGCUUGACGGACGUAACCCCCGCUCGCCCCGACCCUGCCUGCGGAACCACCUCUCCGAGCUCCACGGCCACCCCGGCUUCGACCCCCACCAGCUCGGCCUCGACCCGCGGGAGCGAGGCUGCCGUCCCGUUCUGCCGGGGCAUCUGCGGGGGCUGACUGGGACCCCGCGCAGCCUGCCGCUCACCUGCCCGCUGCAGGGCUCCGCGCUCCUGGGGCUCCGGUACCUGCAGACGGCGUUGGAGGGGUCGGGGGCGGCCGUCGACGGAGAGGCCCGGGGCUUCCCGAUGCCCCGGGGACUACGGGAGAUGUUGAGAAGCGCCCGGCCACGGGGGGCGAGGGACAACAGGCUGGGGCCCGAAGAAGCCCCGCCCGAGGAGGCCGCACCCGAGGCCUAGCGCCCCUCGAUCGAGCGCCGGGGAGAGUACAAGCCGACGGAAUCGGCAGCCCCGUUCCCUGCCCGUAGCGAGUUUACGAGUCUAGAGGGGGAGAGAGAAGAGGGUUAGGGGUUGGGGCAGAGGAUUCGAGGCUCCAGCCCCUUCCCCUGAGAGGUGGGAGAGGGGCCGACCUCGGGCCAGAUGGAGGGGACCCGGGGACCCGGGACGACGACACGAUCGGCAGCCGGGACCCGACGCUGCAAAUAGAAGGGACUCGGGAUGUGGCCGAGGUGGCGGGAUCCAGGGAGGAUCAACUCAUUCGGCCCGGAGCCCUCUAGCUGGGAGCGGGAAGGGAGGAAGGCAGGCAGGGAGAAAUGGGGCAGGAGGAGGGAUGAAGCUGGAAGCGACGGAGGAUCGAUAAAUCUGGUUUAUCCGAUGCCACG
Molecule: messenger RNA, 884 nt
Organism: Ornithorhynchus anatinus (platypus)
Lineage: Eukaryota; Metazoa; Chordata; Mammalia; Monotremata; Ornithorhynchidae
Gene: ROM1
Product: retinal outer segment membrane protein 1
Exons: 4
Coding region: 1-462 (153 amino acids)
Source: RefSeq, a predicted model, not a curated record